Messenger RNA from Melanaphis sacchari, 3604 nucleotides. RefSeq names its product chloride channel protein 2 (gene ClC-a). The transcript is spliced from 18 exons. Lineage: Eukaryota; Metazoa; Arthropoda; Insecta; Hemiptera; Aphididae. Bases 212 to 2923 code for a protein of 903 amino acids. The record is from RefSeq and is a predicted model, not a curated record. Gene Ontology annotation, cellular component: membrane. Gene Ontology annotation, molecular function: voltage-gated chloride channel activity. Gene Ontology annotation, biological process: transmembrane transport; chloride transport.
UAUAUAGAUAAUGUAUUCCACGGAUUGUGAACAGUCAUGUGGUCAUCGUUGUGCAGAACUGUCGUGUCUUGAUUGUUGCUUGUAAUUAUUAACGUAAAACAAUGAUUGUUAUUACCUUAUUAUUUUAAAUAUUUAUUUUAAAUUUUAAAUAAAAUAUUUCUUUUUUUUAAAUAUUAAUUUAUAUUAUUGCGAGUUAUUAUAAAUAAUAAAUAUGGAUAAUGAAAACGAAAGGCUUCCACCGGACUCACAUGAAUACCAUCAUACUUUGAUGUAUGGACAAUACACAAAAGAAUUGGGCGACUAUGUCAAAGGAACACAGCGGAAUAUACCAGCACCUGUCAUACACGACAGUACAAACGAAGAAUUCAACAAGUAUAGUGGGAAAAUCAGUUCUACUUUGGAAGUCGUAUGGCGCCAUUCGUUCGCCAAGCUCAGUGAAGAUUGGGUAUUUCUCACGUUGUUGGGUCUCGUCAUGGCCGUAUUAAGUUUUGCCAUGGAUUAUGGUAUAGACUUCACCAACGAAGGAAGAAUAUGGCUAUUCAAAGAUAUGAUGUUCAACCAGUAUUUACAGUACAUUGCCUGGGUACUGUUACCAGUCAGUUUGAUAACAUUUGCAGCAGGAUUCGUACACUUAGUUGCGCCUCAAUCUAUUGGUUCGGGAAUACCAGAAAUGAAAACAAUAUUAAGGGGCGUCGCAUUAAAAGAAUUCCUCACCUUAAGAACAUUAAUCGCUAAAGUAGUCGGUGUUACAGCAACUUUAGGUUCCGGUCUACCACUCGGCAAAGAGGGUCCAUUCGUGCACAUUGCCAGUAUAACAGCUACACUUUUGACGAAAGUCAUAACUUCGUUCAAAGGAAUCUACGAGAACGAAUCACGAAACACUGAAAUGUUGGCUGCGGCAUGCGCGGUCGGAGUUGCGAGCUGUUUCGGGGCUCCUAUUGGUGGUGUGCUCUUCAGCAUUGAAGUAACGACCGUGUACUUCGCCGUGAGAAACUACUGGAGAGGAUUCUUUUCGGCCGUCUGUAGCGCCACUGUAUUCCGAUUGCUGGCCGUAUGGUUCAACAAGGCCGAAACCGUAAAGGCUUUUUUCCCGACCCAUUUCACAAUGGAAUAUCCGUUCGAUCCUCAAGAGUUGACCGUUUUCGCUUUGCUUGGGGUAGUCUGUGGAAUUAUCGGAGCCGGUUACGUUUGGGCACACAGACAAUACGUAUUGUAUAUGAGACAAAGUAAAAAAAUGAACUCUUUCCUACAAAAGAACCGUUUUUUAUAUCCGAGCCUUAUAACGUUUCUCACGUUGACAAUCACAUUCCCUCUAGGCACUGGCAAAUAUAUUGCUGGCGAACUGAACGUACACGAUCAAUUAACUGGGCUAUUCAGUAAUUUCACGUGGACAAAGACUGAGUUCACCAUCGAGGAGGCAGAAAUGAUGAAUCAUUGGCGUACAGAAAACACCAACGUUUUCAUUUGUUUAUCGGCUUACAUAGCUUAUAAUUUUGUAUUCUCUAUAAUAGCAUCGACCAUUCCAAUACCAUCCGGUAGUUUUAUUCCAGUAUUCAAAACUGGGGCCGCGUUCGGUCGAAUAGUCGGCGAACUCAUGCACUUAUGGUUCCCGUACGGUGUUAGACACGGGAAAUUCAUCACACCUAUAAUACCGGGAGGUUAUGCCGUAGUCGGAGCAGCAGCUUUUGCUGGGGCCGUUACACAUUCCAUAUCAGUGUCUGUAAUUGCUUUUGAAAUGACGGGACAGAUCACACACAUUGUACCUGUCAUGAUCGCCGUGUUAAUAUCAAACGCUGUAGCAGUAUUACUACAACCUUCACUGUACGACAGUAUUAUACUAAUAAAAAAUCUACCCUACUUGCCAGAUCUUCUCCCGUCCAUAUCGGGUAUUUACAGUGUGUAUGUAGAAGAUUUUAUGGUCAGGGAUGUCAAGUAUAUUUGGUAUAAUAUGAGUUACAGAGACUUGAAGAAGGUUCUGAGGGAAAACAAAGUUCUUAGAGUGUUUCCGUUAGUUGACAAACCAGACUCAAUGAUAUUAUUGGGAUCGGUACCUCGAAUUGAACUGAUAAAACUGAUCGAUAGACAAGUGGGUAAAGAAAGGCGAAUGCAAGUAGUUGCUAAAUGGCAGAAAGAAGCACAAGAGAGACUUGACGAGGUAGAAAGAAGGAGAAGGGAUAACAAAGAAAGAAGGCCUUCCAGAUUUGAAGUCACGCCGGCACCAGAUACUCUACAAAGAAAGUAUUCAAUUAGUUCGCAAUCACUUUCUACGAAUCCCAUGAUUAAGGUACAAGGCGGUUCUUCAUUAAAAGAACAUCCGAAAAAAUCUAUUUUAAAAAAGACCAAUUCAUUCACUUUACAUAACCUGACACCAAUGAUGACUCCGUCAGCGACACCGUAUUCGACGAUAACUGGAGCCGAGAGUCGCAUACGACUAGCGUUCGAAGCUAUAUUUCACAAAUCUGCUACGCUUCGAGAUGCAAAUCCAGAGCAGCAGAGCUUAACAGACAUCACAGAUAAGGAUAGAAGUUCGUCGCAGAUUAUACAAGUGUCUAAAAAAGUUCAACUGCCCAAGGAGAGAGUCAUAGAUAUGUCACCAGAAGAGCAGAGCGAGUGGGAACAAACAGAAAUGGACAAGAUUUUAGAUUUUGGUUCCUGUCACAUUGACCCGGCACCGUUUCAGUUGGUCGAGAGGACGUCAUUGCUUAAGGUCCAUUCGGUGUUCUCUUUGGUCGGUGUCAAUCACGCUUACGUCACUGCCAUUGGUCGCCUUGUCGGCGUCGUUGGACUAAAAGAAUUGAGAAAAGCCAUAGAAGACACCAACUCGGGAACCAAACUCGGACACCACAAGACAUCUGGCUUCCGUAGUGCUGCAAUGGAAUCGCUAUUAAGUAAUCGACGGAUAGAUGACGACUAUGACGUGUAAAAUAUAUGCAUAGGUAUAUUUUGUAAAGGUGGUUCAACAUUGAUGUUUUAUAGUACGAAAACAUACCUAUAUUUUGACAACGUACACUACAAACAUCAGAUCCGUUAAAAAAUCUGAAAACAUAUUAAAAUUUCUUUAUAAUUUACUUAGGAUCAAUCAUUAACUUUUUCGAUUUUUUAUAUAACGAAUAUAUCUUAGCUUUUAUCUUCCUUUUAAAUUAUAUUUUAAAACGAAAAAAAAAUUAAGAGAAUAAUGAUUAAAUGGAAAAAAUUCAAAAUACUGGCAUUAUCUAUUUCAAAUAAGCUUCUUAAAGAAUUCAAAUUUCUUAUCGUAACUUUGCAAUUACGUUGAAUAAAAAGACAAAAAGUAAAUAUAUGAUUUUUAAUGAAAAAUAAUAUUACUCAUUGACUAUAAAUAUUGGUAACGUCAUGUGCGUGUACAUACAAGCGAAACCUCUUUUAGAUUAUAAAUACAUACGUCACACACUAAUGAUAACUUACUACGUACACACUCAUACACUUAAAAAAUAUCCUAAAAUGAACCUCAUGAAAACGAUUGGUAUCGAAUCUCCUUAUAUAAAAUAUUAUGUAAGGUACCACACAUUAAAUUCAAAAUGUCAAAAUUGUCUUGCCAGCAAUUUGAUAUGCUUUUGCUAAAUUUUAAACAUAAAAUUUAAUGAAU